AAAAAAUCUUUGUUUCCAAUAUGUUAUCUCCAUCAAUACAGAUCUAAAUUCCAAUCUCCUAUUUGCUCAAUCGACCGCUACAUACCCGUCGUCGUCGCCAUCGCCAUCGUCAAUCAUCGCUGUCGCCCGCUCCAGAUCUCAAUACCCGUCGUCGUCGCCAUCGCCAAUCGUCGUCGCCUGCUCCAGAUCUCAAUACCCGUCGUCGUCGCCAUCGCCCUCGCUAAUCGUCGUCGCCUACUCCAGAUCUCAAUACCCGUCGUCGACAUCAUCAAACGACCGCUGCAUCUCCCAGUCGCCCCCCCAUCCCCCACUCUCUUCGUGUUCGUCGCAUUGCGCAGCGCCCUCUCUUCUCCGGUCGUAGAUCUGCAAUUUCAAUUCUCAGCGGUUUUGCAAGAUAUAAUGAUGUGCAAUUAGAUGGGAAACCAUGAAGAUCGAGAUCGUUGCCAAGAAUAUUCCUCCUGCUGCUCAUUCACCUGCAGAAGGCUUCAACCGGAAUCAAACUGGUGGUGGCAGAAGGAGUGGAGAUUUCGGACUUGGGUGUAUUUGGGAGGAUUUUCACUACUGCUACCUCCACUCAUGUUGUUCGUCGGAUCGCUCCUGCUGUCGUUGCUCGGUUCAUCGGACACGCCGCUCCGACUGAUUUCCUCUCUCUGGUUUUACCUUUCCCCGGGUUGCCCUGCACUUUGGGUUCGGAUCAUCAUGGAAGGGUUUAGCCGUCGGAUGCUAUGAGCCAGAGG
This is a messenger RNA of Linum tenue, 737 nucleotides long. The record is from the annotation of a GenBank genome assembly. NCBI's taxonomy places the organism in Eukaryota, Viridiplantae, Streptophyta, Magnoliopsida, Malpighiales, Linaceae.